AGCCUGGCUUUCUUGGCCACGGGUAGCGCAUCGGAGGCGACAAGACCUGCAGCGCGCGGAUGCCCUGAACGAGCGCGCGCUCCUCCCGGUGCCCUUGCUAGAUGCCUUGGGGCAGAGAUCUCGGAAAGCGCCGGGGACGCGUCCCGCAGGGCUAGGACUAGCUACGCAGCGGCGCCCACCCGGUCACAGAGGCAACGGCAGCCCCCUCCCUCCGCUUUCCCACCGCCGAGGCGAAGCUGGCGAGAGGCCGAAGAGGCGGUCUUUUCUUCCCGCCCGGGGGGCCGAGGCAGCUGGGAGCCCCCCGCCCCUCCGCAGAGUCUCCGCCCCUCCCCUCCGACGGCCGGCCUCGCUCCCUCCUUCCCGCGCGCAGCUCGGCCGGCGGAGCGGCGCUGAGGAUGGGGCGGCGGGGCGCCUGCGGAGGCAGCAGCCAGGAGCCCCGCGGCAGGACAACGACGCUGCCGCUGCUGCUGAGGAGGCCGCUGCCGCCGCCUGGUGAAGCGGGGCUGAGCUGAGCUGGGCCCGGUGUCGCUAGUCCGCCCGCCCGCCCGCUGCCGCUGAAUCCCCCCAACGCCCACCAUGGAUGGGGCCCGCGGCAGCCGCCGGCCGCAGAAGCAGGUAAGGGGCAGGACGACGACGACAACGACGAAGAGGAGGCCUGCGCGGGGCUCCUUCCGCCGCCUUUGUCUCUCCGGCCCUCUGGGGGAGUGGACCCGGCCCGCAGCGCAGCCCAGUGGAGCGGACCGCCUGCCUGCCUGCCUGCCGCAGCGUCGCGAGGGGCUGCUGAGCUGUGGCAGAGGCCGAGGGAGGGCCCGGUCGGGGGCUGCUACUGCUCCCUUCUCGCUUCUCCUGCUCCGCGAGGCAAAGGGGCGCUCGGUCGCCGCCGCGCCUUCAGGGGCUUUUCCCUCUCGGGAGGGCGCCGCCGCCUUGGGUUCUGCGCGCCCCUCUGCAGCCCAGCGGAGCUCUGCCGCUGCUGCCUGUGAGGGGUCCCAGGUUCCGACCCGUUUUUGCCGGGAGGCCGAGCCAAGCCGGGAUCUCUAUUCUGGCAGGGGGGCCGGGGAUGAUCCUGGGUCCCUCGCCUCUCCAACGCGGAGAGCCGGGUGGCUUGUGCCUCCGGGAUCCCUCCAGCUCCUGGCUUGGAAGAGGGGCUGCCUCCGGCCGGGCCCCUUGCCAGCUGCCCCCUACGAAGUCUUCCUCAGCCCCGAAAUCGGUAAAGUUCGGUCUGUAACCGGCGUGUUACCUUGCCACGGCUGUUCCCUCUGCAAUCGGUUGCUUCUGGGCAUGUGCAGAGUGGACUGCCUGCCGCAGCUGAGAGCAGUUAGAGGCAGCACCUCUCUCGUUGUUUUGCGUUGGUGCCCAAGAGUUUGAAAAGGGGUCGGAUUGCCUCCUGAGGGCACUUCAGUGGCAGAGAGUGCUGGAGCGGAAGACCCCGGGUCCAGCCCUGGAAGAGCUGCUGCCAGUCCGUGUAGGCAGUACAGGACAAGAUGGAUCCAUAGUCUGAAGGCAGCCUUCCCCAACUACCUGCCUUCCAGAGGUUUUGGGCUGCACUUGACCCCAGCAUCCUACAGCUGUGCUGGGUGAGAGGAGUUUUGGUCAGAAACAUCUGGAGGGCACCAGACUGGGAGUCCACCCACCCCACCUCAUUCUCUGUUCCCAGCACUGGUCAGCCAGGAGUCUCAAAGAGAAGCCCCACAAACAGGACAUGAUGGCAACAUUGCAUGCUCUCAGCACCUGCUGUCCAGAUGUAGACUGCCUCUGGAUGUAGAGGUUGCAUUUAACUGUGAUGUUAAACAAACCUAUAGAGGGAAGGCCUAAGUCAGUGGCAUUCACUGCCCCUUGAGGUGAGGGGUUGCCCAUAAGCUGAUGGUUUGUUUUGCGUGACUGAAUGGACUUUUAUCCUUACUUAACAAUCUGUUGUCAGUAAACUUCAUUGCAUGACCCUGAGGCCUAGUUUUUAAAAGAGCUCCGACUUCUUAACUGUGUGACGUCCUAUGUAUCAAAUUUUUGCAUCUUGAUACAGAGCACCACCGAAACCUGUGUUUCAGGUCAGCCUUGUAAAUGAGCCCACAAAAGUCUCUAGUCUGCUUAAGAGACUGCUAACAGCCUGCCCUGGUGGAUUCUCGGCUGUCUAGUAAGCAGACUGGGGGAGGAGGGAGGAAGAGAUCAUUCUGCUGCCCUUGAGCAUUGGGCCAACCCAUUUGCUUUCUGUGCUGGUAGCCACAAGGGAACUGACCUUCCUUCACAGCUCAGCACAGAAAGCAAGUGGGCUUGGAUCUGCUCCUCCGCUAGCCUGUUGUUGUGUUUCUGUUUUGGCUUCCCUCUCCUCUGUGUCUACAACAAAAACCAAGCCAUGCCGUGAUCUCUCUCCCCACCAACCCACGCACUUGCCUGCAUGGAAUUCCUUGUUGCCUAUAGCGACUAGGCUUGCUAUUUAAAGCUGGUUCCGAUGGGUUUCUCUCUCCAGCAUUUUGCACAGUGAAGAUGGAUAGAAAGAGUUGACACAGCUUCUCCCUGCAAUUUCGGCUCUCCAGCAGCCCUUUGCCAUCAUGGCCUUGGCUGGCUUCCAUUUCCUGAGGUAUUUAAAUUGUUUGUCUUUAUGCCUUUAGGAAAUAACACUUCAAAUGUCUUCAUUUGCUGUUUGCAGUAUGCACUUGUCUGCUCAGGGUUUGUGUUCCUUUUUGUUCUCAUUCAGGGGCAAUAUGCUUUGCACUCCCCCCCCCCCCAUUCUUAUGACUUCCAUAACCCCAGGCAGAGUUGCAGUUGACAGUCAGUAGAUGCAGUAGAAUGGCAGCUUGUAUAUUUUUGAAUUUGCACCUUCUUGUAUUUAAACACUAUUGCACAAAUAUUUCCUUUCCCCUCCCAAAAGGCUUUGCAUAAGUUAGUUAAAGACCAGUUAAAAAGUGAGUGAAUGAAGCAUAUCUAGUCCAUGAUAAUAUUAUUAAUGUUCAAUUAAAAGCAACACUGAAUUAUUUGAUGAAGAGGAUCUUAAAUCAAAUGAAUAUAUAGACAAAAUGCUUCAUUAUGCAGUAUGCUGAACUCUUGUUCCUCUGUGAUACAUACUAUCUGAGCCUCUACUAUAAUUGUUUCAAAAGAACCUCCAAGUUUCCUUAAUGGAUUUUAAUUCUUCCAUGUAACAUCUCUUUUACUGAUCCUUCAUUGUUGAGUAAUUUUCUGUCCUGAAAUUAAAUACGACUUGAGUAAGACUUUCUAGACAUGUUGAAUUUGAUCAUGCUGUGCUUGCUACUGCUCCCAGAAAGUUUUUCCUGUGCUGACACUUAACAGUUUCCUGUAGUGCUCCAUGAUUCAGAUUUCCUAAAUGGAUAUUGAGGGAAACCAAGGAAAGGGUUAAUGAAAUUAGGAGGGUCCAGGGGGAGCGGCCUGAUAUUUUCAUAAAACAUGUGGCUGGAGACCUAUAAAUUAAAGCUCAGGUUUUUCCAGGAUGCCAAAUUCUGUGCAAGACAGCAGGUUCUGUGACUGCCCAGGAGCUGCAUCGGAUAGCACCCAAUAAGAUGGUUGGAGUCAAAGCUGUGAGGCAACUGCAUCCUAAUCCCUGAGCAUAGUUUAUGUGAUGCUUCUGUGAUGGAUGUGGGCCCAGAACAGAAGUGCUUAGUGAAGGAAACACUUCUGUGCCCAUCACUGCUUUCAAAACACCACAGUAUAAAAUAUUCUUUUAUUGACAUAUCUGCACUGUUGGCAUAGCCUCCCACUUGUUGUGUUUGUGUGGCAUGGUGUGCUUUGCAAAGAGUUGGGGGUCCAACCUUGUCGAGUUUCUCGGACUGCAGGUUCAAGGAUUGGGCUGGAAGGGUUUUAAUGAAAAAAUAUUAGCACCCAGUUGGCUCCCAUCUUAGACUCAGGAGCCAGUUCAGACUUGCAGUUGAAAAUAAGCAAGUUGAUGAGCACACUUGUUUUAGUUUGUGGGCAAUACAACACACAUCAUGUUACCAAAACCCCUGAAGUCACUGCAUGAUAAAAUCUGCAAGAUCCCAGGCACAAAAGCGUACAUGGCAGAGUAACAAGCCUGGUGGUUUCUUUUAAUUAAAGUCCUGGUUGAAACCUACUGUUACAAGAUGUAAAAGGCAAAGGCAAAGACAUUUUAGAGAGUGUGAGAAAAGUUACUGUGUAACACCAAGCUGGCUGUUGCUCCAUCAAUAUAGACUGGCAGCCGUGGGGUCAUCUGGAGCCUGCUGUGCUCCUGACGAUACCAAGGGCUGCAAACCAAACCUGCACUGAGGGGGCAGCAGCCAGCUUGAGGCUGCUCAGGAAUUUUCUGAAUUGUCUCUGGAUUUUUGUUGUUUCUAGAGCAUCUGUGCACACUGCACCUCCUCUUAGAUGAUGGGGCCUGCCACUUUGACCCAUACUUUUGCAACUGCUGAGCUUGACUGCUUUGGUAUGCUUCAUGUGGGGCUGCCCUUGAUGAUGACAUGGGAGAUGCAAAAUUCUGCAGCCCAUCUGUUAAAUGUCAGAGCGAAGAAGCAAGGAGCAUCUUUUCCUCCUUCAGUUCCAGAGGAGGGGUUGGCACCACAGCUCAUUGGCCCAGUUCAAGGUGCUUGUGCUUAACCUAUAAAGAUUCCCAUAGUCUAGUACGCAGAUGCCUCUGACACAAGUCAUCUCUAUUGCUUUCUUUGUUUACCCAACUAGAUCCUGCUUCAUUAGAGCAUCUGUUGCUAGGACGGCACUCUCUCCCUCUGGAACUGAGGAUUUGUUCUUCUUAUAAUUUGAAAGGACUGUCACAACUUUUACUUGCCUGCUUCUAGCACAGUCUAUCCCAGUCUGGUGCUCUCUGGAUCUUUUGGACUACAACUCACAUCAGUUCUCACCAGCAUAGGUGUAUGAUGCUGGGGCGGAUGGCAGUUGUGGUCUAAGACAUCUGGAGGGCACCAGAUGGGGGAGGGCUGCUCUAGGAUUUCUCCUUGGGAGUUUUUUCUGAAUGGCUGAGAACAUCUUCUAGCUAAGGUUUUUGGUUUUUUUUUAAAUUGUGGUUCAUCAGUUGUUUGCAGUUGCCUUGAACCCAUGUCAGAAAAGCAGCAAAUACAUAUUUUAAAAUAAACAAUUUAAACCAUUCAUGGAUGGCUAAGUUCGUAGAUCCAGCCCCAAGACAGUUUCACAGGCUAGCUGAGGUGCAGUAAAAGUUUGCCUAGGGUUCUUACCUGAGAGGAGAAAAGAAAAGAGUUCAAAGUUUUUCCUCACUUUAAUUGCCUCUUUAUUUUCUAUGUGACAUCUAAAUUGCAAAUCUUACAUCUGCACGGAGUGCAAGGGAGCCAAUAGCAAAAGUGCAAAAUGUACUUCUAGCCUUUGGAGCGUGGCCUGCAAAACCAGAGGUCAGGUUCUCGAGAAGACAGUUGAUGGCCAAAUUCGUAUUUUGUCUUUUCAGUAACUGUGGCAGUUAAGAGGCCUCCUUGCUCUUUGUAUGUGUGUGAGAGACAAUGCUUCUAGGGGUACUGAUGGACAAGUGUGUGAUCUGCAUUGCACUCAGAUCUGUUUAUGUGCAGUGCUUUUGUAGAGAGCUGGAUGGCACAAGAGCCAUCUUAGUUAACUUCAGCACAACACAAAGUCAUCGUUUUUUAGCAGCAGAUUCUUGCGGGGGUCUUUAGGUCUGACUGUAUAGGUGCCUUUCCCCCCUAUCCUUUUCUAGAUCUGUGUGCCAGAGCUCCAGAGGAGGUGACAAUGAAAAUGUUAAAGGCUCACGCUGGACAGCAGCAGCCACACAUUCCACCUGCAUAAAGUACAGUGGUACCUCGGGUUACAUACGCUUCAGGUUACAGACUCCGCUAACCCAGAAAUAGUACCUCUGGUUAAGAACUUGCUUCAGGGUGAGAACAGAAAUCGUGCUCCAGCGGCGCAGCAGCAGCAGCAGCAGGCCCCAUUAGCUAAAGUGGUGCUUCAGGUUAAGAACAGUUUCAGGUUAAGAAUAGACCUCCGGAACGAAUUAAGUACUUAACCCAAGGUACCACUGUACUUUAAACUGUACAAUUGAAUCUCUGUUCUCUGGUGCCCAGUGUGAUAUAGUGGGCAGUUAAUUAUAAUUGUAACAGUUAACCUUGAAGGAUAAUCCAGUUGGACACUUCAACUCACUUAACAACACCAUUAUUAUUAUUAUUAUUAUUAUUAUUAUCAUCAUCAUCAUCAUUAUUAUCAUCAUCAUCAUCAUCUAAAAUGAGCUGGAGAAAUCUAUACUCAGGCAGUGUUACUAUGUAUGGCCCAGAUUUCUGAAACUUCUCAAUAUGUAUGAAAAUCCCCAGGCACUCACUCUCUGUCCAGAUACCUUUUAAAAGGGUUUCAUUAUUGGUUUCAUUGGCCCACACAGACUUAAGAGGAAGAGGAGCCCUUUCAAGAGCACAGAGAACUGAGGAAUGAGGGGGGCACAUGGGAAAGGUUCCUGCCCAUUUAGCAGCCACUUUCCUUCAGGUACUGUGAGGUUUGCGGUUUUGCUAUUCAUGCAGCCUCUCUUCGGUCUCCUGAUUUUCCUGUGGAUAGAGAGUAGGCUCUUGGCUCUGUUUGGCUACCACCGCCACUGCCUCCUGCUCCUGUGAGCAGCCAAGCCUUGUUCAUCUACACAGGAGGAUGUGGAGUAAGCCUGAAUCAUGUGGCAAAGUGACUUAAUUGGAAAGUUUAAAUACCAGCGGUUACUUCAAACCCCUUACUUGCACUGUAACUUCUGCCCCCAAUCAGAGAGUGUUUUAAGUAAAGAGGGAGCUGAAAACAUUACCAGAGUGUGAUCUUCUCUUAGAAUGACUCUGUUCCAAUUCUAAAGCGACUUGGUGUGUGAAGUUCCUUCUGGCCAGCACCACAUCUCAAUCUGUUUGCCGGUCCCCACUCAGUGUAGGAACUCCAUGCAAAUGAAAUGUCGGGGUUUGUUUCAGCAUAACCUUUAUUUAACUUGUAAACCACCCUGUGAUCUACAGAUGAAGGGCAGUAUAAAAAAAUUAAUUACUCAUAAUCCUAAUGAUACAUUUUAUUCUAUAGCUCACCCUUUCUCUAAGAAGGUAAAGAACUUGCUUCCCUCCAUCUCUUCCAUUUUAUCGUUGUGCCAAUCUGCAUAUUGUAUCACAUCCUAUAAGAAGAGCCCUGCAGCUGGAUUUGACCAGAGGUCCUUCUAGGUCAGCCUCCCAUCCCUCUUGGUAGACACUCUUUCUGACUGCCCCCCCCCACCUUGCCCUCUCUCUCUCCCUGGGCCAAGGCCUUGCCAAGCUGCCUCGGAUUUAUCUGUGGUUGGCUCAAAUUCCCCCUCAAUUGGCAGUUUCCUUUCCACCUGGUGGAGUCCGCAGGCUGAUAUCCAGCCAAUGGAAGGGUUUCAACGGCUCCAGCAGAGCUGCUUCUUGCUGCAGUGCAGCACCAUGAAAAGGAGGUGGGGUUCCUCCUCCUCCCAGAAAGUGUGCCAGAUGCACACUCAAGUCUAGUUUUGCUUUUCUGCAGCAACUAUUAUGAGAAAAAGGAGGAACAUCCUCUUAGUUGAUGGCACAAUGGAUUCAAUAUGCAGCAUGGGCCCUCUGGAGAAGGUGACUAUUUCUGCAGAAACUGUUAUAGGCUGCCGACCCUCCGUUCUUCCACCACCCCUUCCCUACCAGAUGCCCAAGCUCAGUGCUUAUAUUGGGGAAACACAUGUUUUCCAAAUGAAAAUUGAAGAAGGGCUUCCCUUUUGGCACCCAGCAAAAUUAUUUGGCCCCAAAGGAGCCAUCCCCUCUGUUCUGAUUGGGCAGAAGAAGGAAGUCCAGGGCAGCGAGGCCAGAUCAUCCAGUCUGCAUGAGGUGACAGUUCAUUUGCACCUAGUGUCCAGCAUAUGGAAUGACAGGCAGGGCAAAUUGAUGAAGCAGCAGGCCCAGAAUGCAUCAGAUUGCAUUAAGAGCAAGUUUUAGCUCCCAGGAUUCUUCAUGAAAGUGAUGGAGAAGAGCAGAAAAGUUGCAAUCACCAUAAGCUUGUUCCAUGCUGGAGGCUGGAUUGAGCCUUCAGGAAGCAAAAGAACUGAGAGUACCCAGUGCAGCUGACUCUGGUCAUCAGCCGUCAACAGGACCCCUGCAUUCCAGGGCAGGAAAUGCCUGUAGUUGGUCUGAUAAGGUGGCUGUUUAGAAGGCAGUAAGACCAGGCCCAAUUUUUCCUUUUCCUUUUUUGAAGGCCACUUCCUUUCUUAACCUCUUUUCUUUUGCUGCAGCUCUCAUUUGAAUGGAGGGCGACCAAGAGUGCAUCUCUCUUGACAACAGGCUCAGACUCUGGCCUCAUCUACACCUCCGUUUGCCCCACUGCUUUCCCCUAGGAAAACACAUUGUUUAGUGCUGAAUCGGAACAACGGGUGCAUUCUUCUUGAAGCUGUCAAGCUGUGAAAAUCAUGUCCACCUGUCCCCCUAGAAGGUCAAAAACUCAUUUUGGGAUUCAGGAAGGGUAGCUUUGGAUAUUGUUAGGAGAUGGUUUGCUAAGAUCCUUGCAAGAAUUUUGCUAGCUGCAGCUAAUAAAAAGACGCCUCGAUAGUUUCCGCAAUCCAUUCUAUCACCUUUUUUUUAAAAAAAGAGAUUGAUAAUUUUGGUAUGCCUAAAGUCUGCUGGGAUCUCCUCUUUCUCCCAGAUUUUUCUGAUGAGCUUGCGAAGUUGUUGUGUAAGCACAAUUCUGUCCACUUUGAAGACUAUGGCAGGUAUCCCAUCAGGUCCGCUGGCUUUGUUGUUUUUCAUUUGGUUAAUGGUUUUGGAGAUACCGCAAGCUCAUCUCUAAUUUGUUUUUGAGAAUUUGUGAGAGGACCUCAGCAGCUACAGGGGAGUUGCAGCUAAGGAGAUGCUGACAAUGUUCUUUACAGUGCAGUGCAAUAGCUUCUUUUCUUUUAGAAGUGUGGUACUGUCUGUUGAGCGUAGGGGGCAUAUGCCAUGAUUUAUUGGCCCAUAGAAGGUCUUUGUGGCCUUAAAGAAACUCUGUGCAUCAUGAGUGUCAGCUAAGUGCCGGAUUUCUUGAACUUUUUUUUUAAAUCGACUUCGUGUUCUUUAGUUCUCUGGUUCUUCUUUGAACCUCAGCAUUAGUGUUGUCAUAGGGUUUUUUUCUUAGUGGCACAGUUUCUAUAUCUUUGCCAGAUUUGAAAGGCCUUCCUUUUCUUGUCAAUCUCUUACUGUCAUUCUCAUCAAACCAGUUUCUUGGUUUGGUAUCCAAUAGUUUGUUCACAGGCUGCAAUAAUGGAUUUUUUAGCUUGGUCCAGUGUUCCUCGAUGUUAUCGGGGAUCUUCCUCAAUAUCAAAGUAGCUUCCUGGAUCUUCCUCUGUUCUCCGCCUGCUCCACUGAAAAUAAGUAUUUGUAAACAAACACAACACCUGUACAAAACAUGCAAAAGGGAUUCAGCUAAUCUUAGAAUGUCGUUUAACAUGCUCUGUAGAAUCAGGAGUUACUUUUGGAAGUGUCAAAAGAAAUGUGGUUAUCCUAUGUGCUAUGUAAGGAGUUUCCCGAAAGACAGAUUGCUGAUGGGGGGAAAGAGGUUCUGCAUCCAGCUAUUUAUGCAUGAGACGGAUUGGAACCAUUAUUAUUUUUUAAUUGUCUUGCUUGUGGAAACAUCAUGUUAAUUUGGUUUUUCAGCUGACACACCCUGCCAAAGUUGCAAGAUCCAGCUUUGCAUUGCGUAGCCCAAGGCACUUUUCCAGUACUUAGGCAUCUCCACUUUCGCUGCUGUUAGCACCAAGUCUUUUGUAAAUAGAGAAUGUUGUUCAUAGCAGAUUGGGGUAAUAAAAUAAGAGUUGGAAUCGGCCUUGGAGGUUCUCUGGCCCUACCCCAUGCUGUUUGCCAGAUCUGCAAUGCAGGAUCCAAGUGAAGACUCCCUGGCAGGUGGCCCAGCCAGCCACAGACAGCCUGUUCCCCUAUUGAAAAAUAGCUUUUCCCAUUAGCAUAGCUGAAACCUGCUUCCAUGCAAUAUCUGCCACUUGGUUCUAGGCAGCUCUCAUGGGAUCUCCAGCCCCCUCGGAAACCCCUCUUUGCUAGGCUAACCAUAGCCCAACUCUUUCCACUGUUCCUCAGAGGGGUCCCUGACCACCAUCCUGGUCUUCCUCUUCUGGGCUCACUCUAUUUGGCCAACGCCCUCUUUUUAAAAAUUCAUUUCAAGUUUUUCUUUUUGAUGUUUUAUACAGGUAACCCUUUGGGUGCUGGGGGGGACAGAUUAAAAAAAAUGUUGAGGAGGGUGUGCACAGUCACUUGACAUGACUUCCAGAAUGUCCUUCAUACAGCCUUAAGGAAACAUGUCCAUAUAUGAGAUUGAUACACCUGAGACCUUUCCAUCUUGUCUUAAUUUUUGGAAAGCUGCUUCCUCAUAUGCAGCACAGUCAAGUCACAUCCUCCAGCCAUUGCACUAUUGAACAGGGCAGAGGGUGGCUGUUCUUUCCAGUCCUGGAAUAAGAGCUGGUUAGCCACCAUGACUGUACGUAGGAGCCAGUCACAUUCUCUAUCAGUCAUUGCUAUCUUCUUUUUAAAAGAACCCCAAGAUAUGAAUCAGGCUUCAGACUGUUGCAAAAGAAAUAGCAUUAAAGAAUUCUGAGCCCAAGAUUUUCUCCUGAGUACUAAAACUGGAUGGACUGCACAGUCCUUCCAUGUAAAAAUCCAUUGUGGUGAUCACAAGUGUUCUCCAUUACUGCAAUAUACUUUGUGGGAGUGGGAUGGCUAAUAUUGUUAAACAUAUGGGAGUAAAAAAGCAUUGCCUAGAUCCUUCUGCCCACCUUCAAUCUAGAUCUAGAGGACUUGAUGCCGCCUUAACAAACUCCCACCACAGAGAAAGCUGGCAUGUUGAGGCAUGCCCUGCCAUGCUAGCUUUUGUAUAUGCAUGGUGGCUGUGUUGUGGUUUUGGUCUCUUUGCCAGUACUGCAGAACCAACUUCAAGAAGGUGCUGCCUAUCUGAGCUAUUUAAAUAUUCAUAAUCCAUAGCCAGAUGCGGUUGGUGGUGGCGGCAUACAUAGCUUUUGAGGUGCAGAGAGUGGGUGGGGAGAGAUGCUUCAAGUGAGCUUUCUUGCCCCAAGUCCCCCUUUUGUAAGCCACUCUGGGGAUUUUGCUGAGGGGUGGGAAGUGCAAAUCCCUAACUGCUUCCAGCUGUGCCAGAGCUGCUUUUGCAGCAAAUCUCUCUCCCAUUGCAGGGAUUACCCUGGAUUCCUCCAGCUGCUGUUUUAAGAAAGAGCCCAUAGAGAGAAGAGCUUGCUUUGCCUCUUGGCAGAUAAUGUAAGGGGAGGGGCUAAAUCCAGGCAGGGGGAGGGAGAGGGUGUCAUCGAUACAAGCUGAAGCAAUUGAUGGCUGUUGGGUGAGCAUCAGAGUGACCUGCUGGAGGAAGAGGAGGAGGAGGAAGGAGGACAGGAGGACAUGAGAUGCUGAGAAGAGGAGACUGAGAGUUGUCCUCUUCAGCCUUGAAAUACAAAAUGUGCUGGUGAAGGGGAGCCCUUGAAGGGUCAUCACAGGUCAGUGGGAAACAGCAAAAGCCUAACACCCCUGAGCCAGGAGAGGAGAGCAUUUUCAUGUUAAGGACUGCAUUUCUUUGGGUGGCACAUGUAAACUAUUAUGGGCCAGAUCCUGGACCAUACUUUCUCUUGCUCUUUUUCUGCAUACAUUCCAAUUAUUUCCUGUUGUGGAGCUAAAUCAUUGAGCUUAUUUUUGCCUUUUGGCCAUGCCUUGUUAAGCUAUUCAGUUAGUGAGUUGCUUGACCAGCUUGACAUCCUUUAGGAUUCAGAUCACUUUCCAGGCGCUGCAGCAUUUAAAUCUCUGGGUGGGGGAGGGGAUCCAUUUUGCCUAUUGCACGUGUAGGUAAAUGUGUGCUGGCUCCACACGGAAACUCCACCGGAGGUGCUUUUUGUCAGUUCUUUUGCUGAAUUGGUUGAUAAACCUCCUGAUUCUAGGGCAUAGCGGUUGACUCGCAUGUCCUUAAGAAGAAAAACAAUCUUGCAUUUAAAUACAUUACAGGCAGGGUUGUGUUGGAAUAAAUAAAGGGAGCAUACGGCUUUGUGGGGCAGGGCAGCUUCCCCCAGCCUGAUGCCCUCUUGAUAUUUUGGACUGCAACUCAGAAGAAGGGAUUGUGAGGAGCUCCAGAUGGAGAAUGAGCAGCAAAAUGGCAAGUGCAGUUCGGUGUAACAACUGUGAAGUGAUGCACGUUGGGGCAAAAAGAUAUUGAUUUCACAGCUACGCUCCCAGGGUGGUGACUGACCAGGAAUGAAACCUUGGGGUCACAGUACAUAACUCAAUGAAGAUGUCAUCCCAGUGUACAACAUUUGUGGAAAAGGCAUAUUCUAUGCUAGGGAUCAUUAAAUUAAACUGCCAAUAUCAUCAUGCCACUGCAGUAUACAAAUCUAUGGUGUGAUCACAUUUGGAAUGCUAUGUACGGUUCUGGUUGUCUCACCUCAAAAAGGAUAUUGUAGGGUUGGGAAAAGGUUCAGCAAAGGGAAACCAAAAUGAUCAAGAGGAUGGGCGUGACUCCCCUAUGAAGAAAUGUUUUGGCAUUUGAGUCUUUUUAGUUUUAGGGAAAAGGUGAGUAAGAGGCAACAUGAUGAAAGUUCAUAAAAUUAUUCAUGGCUUGGAGAAAGCGGAUAGAGCUAAGUUUUUCUCCCUCUUUCAUAACACUAGGACUAGGUUGGAAGUCGACCAGGUUACUCAUAAUGGUUUUAUUGUACCUAGAAUAUUUUUGUAUAUUUUAAUUGAUAUGUAUUAAUUAUUGUAAGCAGCCUUGGAAAUUUUAUUGACAGGUGAGGUAUAAAUUCCUAUAAAAAGAAAUAAAUAAUUGUGGUUUUUUCCUACUAUUAUGAGGCAUGCAAUGGUAUUUUGGUAGCCAAUAUUUCUAGCCAAACUAAAAUAUAUUGAUUUCAUUGACUAUUUCAGAUAACAAGGUAAUUCUAGGAUCCGUUCCUAUUAGGUAUCAAAGUAUCUUAGCAGAAUUUACAAAACAUAUUGCUGUCACUUCCAUAUUUAGACACCUCCCCCAUCCCACCCCACCCCAGGUGUGUAUGAAGCUAUUUAGCAAAUUUGUGUGUUUGGGCUUUCUUAAGAGUGAAGACAUAACUUACCUUUGUUCAUUGAACCUGAGUGCCCAAGUCAUUCUUGUUGCUAAAGAACUUUAGGAGUGCCCUGCUGAAUCAGGCCAAAGUGCUGGGUUCUUAGCAUGAAUCCCAGGAAACGGCAAGUUCCAAGCAGUCCUGACCAAUCAGUUGUUUUCCAUGAAAUACCUCAGUUUCUCAGCUAGUAAUUUUAUCACCUGUAGCCAGGACUCUCCUUCACUGGAGGCUUUUAAGUGGAGGUUGUAUGACCAUCUAUAAUGGGUGCUUUAGUUGAGAUUCCUGCAUUGUAGGGGGUUGUACUAGAUGACUCUCAGAGGUCCCUCCAAACUCUACAGUUCUAUGAAUUGUGUCUCAGUCUUAAAGCUAACUUUAAGAUCUACCAGCACCUAGCAUUCUGUAAAUGUAUGAUAACCUUUGUAGUUAUGAGCCCUGUUUACUGUAGGAACUGUUGUCUUCGACAGGCACGCUGUGGUUGCACGCUGUGGUUAAUGUUAGCUUAUUGUUUGAAACAACCAAAACUGCACAGCCAGAGGAGGAAUCAGGAGGGGUGAGAGGCUGCAGGGCUCAAGCAAGAUAAAAACAAGGCAAAACACAUAAACAACCCUUGCAACACUUCCAACAAAUCACAAAGGGCACACAUUUUGUAUAAAGGUCAUUUGUUAAUCUGAGGAAGGCAGACAAGGUGAAGAAUUUUUAAUAUCGGAGGUCGCAGGAAUGUCUGGGAAGCAAGGCAGCUGGUCUGCAGUUGAAGUCCAGAGUGAACAAUAGGAGACCUUUGGUUCUCCUCUCGGAAUCUUUUGACUUUGAGACCUGAGUGCAUCCUGAAGCUGUCACUUUUAUGCCACUGAAUAUCAUUCAACCAAUUUAUUGUACUAUAAAAUAAUUCGCAUAUACAGUGGUACCUCAGUUUAAGAACAGUCCGGUUUAAGAACGAUGUGGUUUACAAACUCCACAAAACCAGAAAUAGUGUCUUGGUUUGAGCACUUUACCUCAGUCUAAGAACAGAAUCCGAACGGUGGAAGGGCACUAGCGGCGGUAGGCCUCACUAGGGAAAGCUUGCCUUGGUUUAAGAAUGGUUUUGGUUUAAGAAUGGACUUCCAGAACAGAUUAAGUUUGUAAACCAAGGUACCUCUGUGUAUGUGUCUGUGUGUGUUUGUGUGCACGUGUGUGUUUUAUACAGAAACAAUUGACACAGACUUUCAUAAAGAGCACACUAGCAGUAGCUCAGUUUUGAAAGUGUGGAAGCUUACAGGCCAAACUUGCCAGUUCUAAAAGCAGAGGCAGAAAUGCAAAGCCAGACCUAGAUGGGGUAAAAUUGGGCAAGUUGGAGAAAGAAACUUGAAGCAAGGAGGAGUAACAGGUGAGGUGAGGAGAUGAAAUGGAUGGUGACUGGGGCUGUUUGCUGCCAGAAGAGAAACAGAAGUUUCCAGAGGAGGAAGAAGGCUUUUGGGUAUUGACUUUGUGAGGCAUAGGCAUUAGGUAAGGUUCGGGCAAGAAUGGAAAGAAAGCUGUGGGAGACUUGGGGGGCAUGGCUGGCGAAUGGGCAAGUUAUAUACCAGCAAAAAAGCAGAAGUGCAGAUGAGGAAGGAGAAAAGGGCAAAGCAAAGAGCAGAUCUCCGAAAGCAAGAUUGGGGAAAGGGGGGCUGAGAGUGAGCGAAAGCUGGUAGUCCUGUAGGGGAGAGAUUGGAGGCAAGAGGGAAAAUAUAGAAUUUGGCCAGCUAAUGGUCCAUGCACUCUGGCAUUCAUCACAGUGUCCCAUUGCGCCAGAAGCGGUUUAGUCAUGCUGGCCACAUGACCUGGAAAGCUGUCUGUGGACAAAUGGGAGAUGAGCACCACUCCCCAUAGUUGCCUUGCACUGGGCUUAACCAUCCAGGGGUCCUUUACCUUAUCUUUUGCCUUACUUCUGCAAAGAUGAAGACUUGGUGGUGGGGCUGAGAAGAGACAAGAAAGGGUUUCCACAUAGAAUGUUGUUGUUUGUGAAAUGAGUGAGGUUUCUUUUCCAAAGGUUCCCAGCUGCUGAGGCAAAAAGCAGUUGUUUUUAUGCCCAAGAUAAGGGCUUCGUGAUGUAAAUAGAAGCAAAGACUUGCAAUCCAUUUUUUCCUGUCUACUCAAACUCCCUGGAUUCAGAGAUUGUUGUUUCCUUGGUUAAAGGCCUUGGUCCAACAAAAGAAAGGGUAAAAUCAACCUGAGUUGCAACCAUCCUUUUCUGUUGCUUCUAAGUGGGGGACUUGGUUUUUCAAUUUAACAAGCAAUUCAAAAGGAGCCACAGGUGUGGGGGCUGAGACAGUGUUGUAGAUGCUUCUCCACCAGGCUUAUGGUUAUGACUCAAGCUGCUCAAAUCUCUUUGUAUGCCUAGAAUUUCAGCUGCCAUAAUUUGAAUCAAGUUGGUCUCAUAACAGUGACUAUAUUAAAAAUAAUGCACCAGGAGCACUCACGGACUUAAGUAAGGGGCAGCUUCAUCAGGGAUUGAAUCUUGUGAAAAGCAACAUGCUUGCUGCAGAAUGAAUAGACCAUUGGUCAGAAUAAUGGACAUACUGUGUGUUUGCAUGUAAGUGGGGCGGACAAUGCAAUGCAGAGGCUCUUGUCCUUCUAUUGACAAAGUCGGCCUUGAAGUCUUGCCAGUGAAUCCUCUCUGUGAGUUUUCUGUUUUAGCCAGAGGAAGACUUCCUUUGUUUUAGGGAAGAAAAGAAUCUGUGUCUUUUCCUAUUGCAGUAAAUUAAACAGAUUCUUAUUAGGAGUCCUCCCCUCCUCCCCUAACAGAGUUGUGGGGCCUCUCAGCCUCAUAUAUAACAGCCUGAUGAUUUGACCCUCUCACUGGUACUUUUGUAACAUAAAUUGGCACCUCAUUGGAGGGUGAUUUUAGGAGUUAGCAUCCUCUUGGGACCUGGAGCUUAAGGACUACUUUGUAAUUCUAAUUUAUGUUUGCUCAAAUGAAUUGUUCUCAGGUCCCCCCCCCUCUCAAAUUUAAGGUGCUAACUGUGUUCUGGAGACUGUUGUGCAAUUGGUGAUCAGCUGAGUAUGUAGUGCUCAUCCCAGUAUGGAAAUGUCAUUGCGUCUUAACUUCUGGGUUUUUCCACAUCUGCCUGGAGAGGUUCUCCCUAGCUAUUCUAGGCUGCAUCAACAGAAGCAUUGUGUCCACAUCAAGGGAAGGAAUAAAAGGUAAAGGUACCCCUGACUUGACCGUUAGCUCCAGUCACGGAAGACUUUGGGGUUGUGCAUUCAUCUCGCUCUGUAUGCUGAGGGAGCUGGCGUUUGUCCACAGACAGCUUCCGGGUCAUGUGGCCAGCAUGACUUAGGCGCUCCUGGCGAACCAGAGCAGCGCACGGAAACAGCAUUUACCUUCCCGCCAGAGCAGUACCUAUGCAUCUACUUGCAUUUUGACAUGCUUUCGAACUGCUAGGUUGGCAGGAGCUGCGACCGAACAAUGGGAGCUCAUCCCGUCGCAGGGAUUCGAAUUGCCAACCUUCUGGUCAGCAAGUCCUAGGCUCUGUGGUUUAGACCACAGCACCACCCACGUCCCUAAGGAAUAGUACUGCUCUAUUCUGUCUUGGUCAGAUCCCACCUGUUGUACUGUGUCCAGUUCUGGGCACCACAAUUUAAAAAGGAUAUGGACAAGCUGGGACAUGUGUGAGGGAGGGUGACUAAGCUGGUAAAAGGUCUGGAAGCCAAGCUUUGUGAGGAAAUGUUGAAGCAGAUGGGCAUGUUUAGCCUGGAAAAGAGGAGACUUAAGAAGAAAUAUGAUAGGCAUCUUCAAAUAUCUCAAGGGCUGUCACAUGGAAGAUGGAGCAAGCUUGUUUACUCCUGCUCUGGAAGGUAGGACCCAAACCAAAGGAUUCAAAUUACAAGAAAGGAGAUUCUGACUAAACAUCAUGAAGAACUUUCUGAUGGUAAGAGCUGUUUGACAGUGAAAUGGACUCCCUUGGAAAGGGUGGAUGCAGUGGCGUAGCAUGGGUUGUUAGCACCCGGGGCAAGGCAAGUAAUUGCGCCCCCUAACCCAUGGAUUUGCGCCCCCUAACCUGUGGAUUUGCGCCCCCUAACCCUAACCCCCAGAUGUUGCGCCCGGUGCGGCCGGCCCCCCCUGCACCCCCCACGCCACGCCACUGGGUGGAUGUCUGCCAUGGAUGCUUUAGUUGAGAUUCCUGCAUUGCAGGGAUUUGGACUAGAUUCUAGGAUUCUGUGAUUCUUUGGAGAAGUGUUUCAGGGAGGUGGGCUUGGAAUACGGCUGUGGGUCAUAUUGUUUUGGAUGCCAUUGGGCAGUUUGAGGUUACCAGUCACUGCUUCCUUCCUGCCUCCUUGUAAAAGGGAUGUUUAUGAAUCUGAGGCUUUGACUACAAAGAUUUAUAGUGGAUUUCUGUUCAUGGCACAACUGAUACAAAGGGAGAGAAGAAGCCCGUGGAAAGCAGUCUGCUCUUUUUCUUAUUGUGAUACCCUGGGGUACGACUGGCUUGAGCCAUGCGUAGCGACCCUUCAUUGUCUAUCCUGCAGGAGAGGACUAUUUCACACAAGUUCCCUGUUUCUUACAGGAGGGAAAGGGGAUUUGCAUUGAUCAGAUGUUGCAACCAAGAAUUUGCCUUCUCUGAGGGCUGUUGGAGCAUAUUGGGGGGCAGGGGGGGUCCCUUCCACCAGGCACCCUUGACCUGAGGCUUCCUCCCUCUUGCUGACCUUUGACAAUUCUUCUUUUACAUAUGUAUCAUUUUAAAAUCCUCCUCUUUCUCUCCAGUUUCAGGGCUUCAUUGCAGCAGAACCUUUUCUGGGCCAGCAAGUGGAGAGGGAAAGAUUGCCAAGGGAUUAUUUAAAAGCCUAAGCAGCUGAGGAGGAGGAGGAGGAGGAGGAGGAUGAGCCACGGGGACACUGCACUUCCACGUCUGCCAGAUGCCAAAUUGGAGAGGAAGUUGCAGGGCUGAGCGGGAGCUGCGUCUGCAGACUGAGCGUGUGUGGCGGCAGCGGAGGGCGGAGAGAGCGCCUGGGCCACCCAAGUGGUGUCUGUCCCCGGGCAGCGCUGAUCCAGAUGUGCAGCUGCCAGCUCAGAGGCGAGGUCCUGGGAUGGGAACUGGCAGGAGCUUCCCGUCUGCUGGAGUGGUGGUGCUGAGGGAACGUGGCUCAUUAACCCCGAGGAUGGAGCUGCUCUGAUACUCGGCAAACAGCUGCUUUCUCUUUCUCCGGCUGGGAUGCAAAGCCUUGAAAUGUGUGUCCAGGAGCAGACGGGACCAUGGCGUUCUCCUUUGUAUUAGGACAGGCUCUCCCCCUCCUAUCAGGAAGGAAAAGUACUCGGGCAGAGUUGGGGACCUAGUUUGCUGGGAUAACCUGUGGAAACGGCUCUCUCUUGAGUCAAGCAGUGGACGAGGGCACAGGUUGCUCUUAUUUUGCUCUUCUGUGGCCCAAAUUCUGUAUGCAAAAGGCUUGGGCGGUGCCAUAGAGGUUGUGACUGAUGUAAGAAGAACCCAAAGAGAGGCUACCUGGGAUGGUCUGUUCCAAACACCUGCCUGCGUUUUCAUGACUAAGUUGGUCUCUGCAGCACCUGGAGAACUGUGAGGGUUCCCAGAGGAAGCUUUUGAGAAGCCAAACACUUUCUCUGCCAGCUUUUCCCCCUGCCUUUUUUUCUGUUGCAAGAGAGACACAGGCCAAGUGACCCUUCCUGGCCUUCCCUCCCCUCCCAUGCCCACCAUGAAGUUUUCGCUGCGCUUCUGGUUCCUCUCCACGGCUUUCCUGCUCGUCUUCAUCAUGUCCCUCCUUUUCACCUACUCCCACCACAGCAUCGCCUACCUAGACCCCAAUGGGCUGAAUGGCAUCCACCGGGUGAAGCUUGUUCCAGGCUAUGCUGGUAUGCAGCGCCUCAGCAAGGAGGGGCUCUUUGUGCGAAGCUGCACCUGUCACAGGUGCAUGGUGGACGUGAGUGACUCAGAGUGGUUCGACACCCGCUAUGACAGUAACAUCUCCCCAGUGUGGACCAAAGAGAACAUGGACUUGCCGCUGGAUGUCCAGAGGUGGUGGAUGGUGAGUUUUUUUGGGACCAGGGACCGAGGGGUGGGGUUUGACAUUCCCACUCGUAUUACAACCACUUAGGGCAGCAAGACCAGGGCAGCCUGCUAAGUCUAAGCACCGUACAACAAAACUCCCAGCCUCCAAGCUGCUUAGUCUAUAUCCUGGCAAGGGAAAUUAGGCUGGGAGAUACUGUCUUAACUAGAUGCGGCACAGUUCCUUAUUUUGCACAAUGAUUCUUAAGCAUUUUUGGACGAAUUUGGCAGCUCUUGGUGUGCAUUCUUCAAAAUCUGUCUUUACUUACUGGUAUAUUAUGAAUGUAGAUCUGAACACAUGUUUAUAUCUUUGAGUCAUAAGCUGACUUUCAUAAUCUUGAAACAAAGCUGCAGAUUUGAAAAUAAACUUUAAAAGUUUACACUAAUGUAUGAAUAAUGACCAGCUGCUCAUAAAACUAUUCUGUUUUUUCCUGUUUUCCUUAACCCUUAACAUAACAAGCCAGUUGGAUGGCUGGAGCAAACCCCCACAUAUUUUUCAUCUGUUCUUUUAAAGUAGGCACCGCUAAGGUUUUCAGUCCUUGCCAUAUAGGAUCCUUGUAGCUGUCAUCCUAUAGCUUGCCAAGGCAAUGUGGUUUUCUUUUCUUUAAUAAAUUUUAUUUUUGCAUUUUCUGUUUUACAUAAAUGAAUGAAUGUAUUAAAUAAACGUAUAAUCCCUUUUGACUCCCCCCCCCCCGCAAUUGUGGAUCUUAAUGUAAUGAUUUCCCCCUUCGCAUCUCUUUCAUAACUCUAUUUUUAUAAAUCCUUUGUCAACCCAUAGUUCACAUUUUUACUACAAGUCUUCUCUUACUUUGAGGUUUCCAUCACUACUGCACCACCUUACCAUUGUUUUGAAACUGAUUUCAAAAUUCUCUUAUGCACAAGAGAAGGUCAUCCCCUGUUCACCAUAAAUACUCCCAGACCUGCAUUUGAAUCUUAUUGCUGAGGCCUGGAGCCCAGUUGUGCUUUCAACUCUUUAACCUGCUUGUUUUGCAUUCAUACUGUGACAAUAUCUUUUCUAUAUUAAAAAGCAGGUGCUUAUUGUUUUCCUCAGUCUUUUCAAAAUCUGUUCUUUCUCCUUAUCUCCCUGUGGUUUGUUCAAUAUCAAAUGUUAAGGAGGGGCCAUAGCUCAGUGGGAAAGCAUCUGCUUUGCAUGCAGAAAGUCCUAGGUUCAAUCCCCACCACCUCCAGGUGUGUCUGGGAGAGAUCCCUGCCCUGAAACCCUGGAAAGCUACCAUUGCCAGUCAGUGGAUGCAAUAUAGUGGGCUGAACAAACCAAGGCUCUGACUUUAUGUUCUGUGAGUACAGGACAAGUUCAGCAUAAAAUUAAGUGCAUCUGAAUCUCUAUUUGCUUCAAUGGUGUAGAUCUAUCUACAACUGAGUUCCAUCGCUUCCCAACAAGUCACAGUUUAUGUGUGUGUAUUCUGUUUCAUUUCCAAAAUCCAAAUUGCCCAAAAUCAGAAUUAUGUCAAAAUUAAAUAUCCUUGGAAUGGUUAUAACCCUUUGCUGUUCAAAUAUUAUCAAAUUGUAUCCUUGAUGUUUGUUUGAGAACCAUAGUGGAGAUGAGUUGUUGUUCUUGUUCUUGUUCUUGUUGUUCUUGUUGUUACUAUUAAACUUUUCUUUGCCACCCUUCACCUGUAAUAACAAGCCAAAACAAUACCCCUCCACUCCAAAUUCAGUUUGGAGUUUUUUUAAAAAAGAUUAUAAUGCAGUUCAAAAAAUUAACAAGUUGCUUAGUGGUUCCCAUCAAGCUCUCUGGUACUACUACUGGUAUAAUUUACAGUGCUGUGAUUAACCCAGGUGAAGUGCCUAGAUAUGAUCACUGUAUAGCAGGGCUUCUCUCCCCAAAGGCCAGAUGGAAUGCAGUUCCUGGGUUGUCUUAGUGAAGGGAUGACUAAAAGUCACAUUAAAGCCUCUCCCUAGAUCUCUGAAGUUUUAAGAGUGAUUUACCUCCCGGCACCCCUCCACCACCCCAAAAAUAAAAAAUCCUGGGAUUUUUUGUUGAUUCUUCCUUUUAAGCACCUCUAAUGCACCAUCAAAUUCUGUCCAUUCCACAUUUUCCAUGUCAUGACAUCAUCCAAAAGCCCUUCUUCUGGUACCAGGGCCAUUGUGUGGCUAGCAGUUGGCUGCCUUCGGCUCCUUUGGGUGGAAAGGUGGGCUAAAAAUGGAAUAAUCAAACUAAUAGUGUGUGCUCAAGUAGCAGCUGACCAAGAGCGCUUUUUGUCAGUUGUACAUGGUAAUAGGGCUUCCUAGACGUGUGGGUUGUUAUCUUGCCUGCAAAUCUUAAAUAUCUAUUCUUCAGCAUCUGCAGACAAUGCCUUGCAAUACAGUGGAUUCAUAAAAGAAAAUCACAGAAGCAUAUUUCAUAUCAGGGACACAGUGAUAACAGCACUGAAUACCAGGCCAAACUAUCAAUCACCUCUGCCUAAUCCACUGCAAUACAGGGUCAAGUGACAAAGAUGGUACAGGCACCAUUUCAUUGAAAGCUGCUUUGGUUUGCUUUUCUCCUCUGCAGGAGUUUUCCCUUUAGUGCAAGGGGAGGAGAAGCAGAAACCUGCAGUCUAAACAGAGCCAUGACUCAUGCAUGUGUAGGUUGCUUGGCUUUUGCUUCCCUCUGCCGUUUGGGCAGAACCAAGGUUUGUGCCUCUCCGGAUGUGUUCUUAGUUUGGGUGUUGGGAAGCAGCAACCAGCUCCAGCCUCUGCCUGGGAUAGCCUGCUUCUUCCUCUCCUCUCCUCUCCUUUUGCCCAUCCAGCAGCACCAUCUGUUUGAUGAAAGCUGCAGAGAUUUUUGCUGAGUGACUGAGGCUGGAUUUGCUGCAGGGGCUGAACUUCUCACCUUCCUUAAAAGGCCCAGAUUGGUGCUCUCUUUGUGUAACUGCGAAGAAGAAUAAGGAAGCAGCAGGCCAGCUGUUCCUUGCCUCUUGCCUUGCCAUCUAUCUCUUCCAGGAAUGUUUCCUUCACCCUUCCCCAGCCUAGUGUCAUCCAUUUGUCAGACUAGCUCAGUCGGUGGAGCUAGGGCCAUGGGUUUGAGCCCCAUAUUGAGCAAAAUAUUCCUGCAUUGCAGGGGUUGGACUAGAUGGCCCUUGUGGUCCCUUCCAGCUCUACAAUUCUAUGGUUCUACAGUUUCUACCAGCAUGGCUUUGCUGGCUGAGGCUGAUGGGAGACGUAGCCCAAAGCAUCUAGGUGGGGGUGGGGAGGCACCAGACUGGAGGUGGCUGGUUUGCUCCUGCCAGGAGUAGCUCUCCAGGGUCCUCAGCAGAGAAGGGCUUUUCCUAGUCCUGCUACCUUUUAACUGUGGAUUCUGAGGAGCCAGGUGAGGAUACCUGGGGGGAAGGCACCAUCCAUCCUCUUAGCAUCUCUGACACUGGGAAGAGGAAGAGGCCAUAUGCAAGAACCACUUUCUGCCUUCCUGAGGAUAUGAUGAAGAAGAUUAGAAGAGAUUGGAUUUGAUAUCCCGCUUUAUCACUACCAGAAGUAGUCUCAAAGCAGCUAACAUUCUCCUUUCCCUUCCUCCCCCACAACAAACACUCUGUGAGGUGAGUGGGGAUUAGAGACUUCAAAGAAGUGUGACUAGCCGAAGGUCACUCAGCAGCUGCAUGUGGUGGAGCGGAAACUCGAACCUGGUUCACCAGAUUACGAGUCUACUGCUCUUAACCACUACACCACACUGGCUCUCAAUAUGAUAGCUGGUUCUUGCUGUAUAGUUUGGUCUGUCCCCCUUCGGCCACCUCUGCAGAGGAGAACAUUCUUCUUUUUGAAUUUAAUGUUUUGCAGGUAAACAACCAACCAAACAGAACAGAGCAACAACGCAACCUAUUCUUAUGUCAUCAAGGGAGUCGAAACCAUAUCUCACCAUUUGUUGUCCUCCAGAGAUAUGUCGCCAGUCCUGGGAAUAGUCUUUCAUUUCUUGUUUUUAACCAAAGUCAGUUCUCCAAAGAUUUAGUGGAGAACUUUCUUAGGGCCUGCUGCAGGAAAGACUGGCCCCCAACCACCCCGCCCCACUGUUUCUUUUGUCCAGCAGAGUGUGGACAUGAAGGGCAGAAUUCCCAGGACCAAGAAGUACACAGUGCUUCAUAUUCUUCUUUGGCUUCCUCAUAUUUCUGAAUAUACAGCAGCAGGAAAUGCCAUCUCACACUCUGCUUUUCAGCCUCCCAUCUCUUGUAACACAUCUCCCCCACUCCCCAUUUCUUUAUUUUUCAGUUUCAAAAAACACAUAUAACAAGCAAUCCCCAUAUAACCCCCAAGAAACAUUCCGUGAAUAUACAAAGUAAAUGCUACAGUCAAACAAUAAGCAGGUUAGUACAAUAGUUCAUGGUUGAUUAUGGCAGUUAAGGGUCUUCUACUCUCUGUUUUAACAGAUUGUUCCAGAGUAAGGCAUGGGUAGAUGGUGGUGGGUGGACAACAUUGUCCUUUCCGCUGUACUGGAUUAAACAUCCACCUUACAGUUCCUCUUGUCUUUGUCUUCCUGAGCACUCUAAGAUGUUUCUCCAUGAAGGCUAUAUCCCAUAGUCUAUACCACCAUGCCUCCAGAGUUAAGUUAGUAACUGUUUUCUAAUAUUGUCUAACUGUAUUUCUAGCUGCAGACAUGAAAAAGAUUAGUAGUAGGUUCUUAAAUAAUUCUUAUGGUCAUCUGUAAACAGAUAGCCUUGGAUCAGGUUGUAUCACCUGUCCUGUAAUAGAAGAAACUUCUUCAAAGACUAAUUUCCAAAACAAUUGGAAAACAGGUAUGCAUUCACACCACAUAUUGCAACACACCUUGACUCCUGGGGAAAGAGCCUUGUUAAUACCCUGGAUUGGAUCUUUAUGUUAUAUUUGUAUGUUGCUUUUUCCCAAAUAUGCUUGAGCUAGUGCAGCAGCUCAUAUCAAUCGUAGCCCCAUCAAAUUUCAUUUUGUCAGAAUAAAAAAAGCAAUACAAUAUAUAUCUGAAAUUCAUAAAAGAAAAUCACAGAAGCAUAUUUCAUAUCAGGGACACAGUGAUAACAGCACUGAAUACCAGGCCAAACUAUCAAUCACCUCUGCCUAAUCCAAUACAAUUUGUAUCACAAGAAGCGAAUAAUAUUAUUGUAAAGGGAUCUCUGCUCUCUCUCAAGUCUUCAGCUCCUAGGAUAUGUUUGGGGGAAGCUUUGGUGUUAAGCUGGUCCGAGUCCAGUUUCAGAGCAAGCUGUAAAUGUAGACAAAGAGCAGCAUGUCCUUCUUCUACUCCCAUGUGUGAAGGAUUUAGUAUACCACACUAACUAACAGCUUGCUGCUUGGUGUCUGUGGGGUGUUCACUUUGGCCUCAUGUUGCCCUCUCUUUUCCCUGCAGAUGCUACAGCCACAGUUCAAGUCCCACAACCUGAAUGAAGUCUUGGGGAAGCUCUUCCAGAUUGUCCCUGGAGAGAACCCAUACAGCUCCCAGAACUCUCAGCCGUGCCGCCGCUGUGCUGUGGUUGGCAACUCGGGCAACUUGCAAGGCUCUGGUUAUGGCAGGGAAAUCAAUGGGCAUGACUUCAUCAUGAGGUGAGUGACUGGGAGGGCCAGAUCCCUCUGUCUCUUGGGCUGUCUUCUCUCCAUCAUUGCUGAGCUGGCUCUUGCAUCAGAGAACAGCAGCCUGGCAAACAUUGGGGACGAAAAAUCAGCAGCAACAGCUGGCGCUGCCUGCCUCUUCCACUCCAGUUUCUCUCCCUGCUGAGGAAGGAGGUUUGACUCCCAGCCUCUCUUGCCUGGCCAAGUUGCCAUCUGACUUCUUGGCGAUUCUCUGUUGGUCACCUUCAGCUACCCCACCAGCUGUCCAAGGAACAGAUACCUGUGCUUGCGUUUAGUUGCUGCUGCCUGAAAGUUUCCAGAAGCUCUGCCGGCAUUUGGGGUCUGUCACUCUGCAGACAUUGCUUUGCAGUUUGAAAUAAUAUGAACUUGUAUCUGAGUUGGCUCAAAACAGGCCUAAAGUGGCUGAAACUGUGUCCCAGAGAAAGGCCUGGAAAGUUGGCAUUUCAACUGGAAGCAAAAAAAAUAAAAUAAACAUUGAUGAACUUGGACAAGCUUGGACCCCAACUUUGUUAGUGUCUUGACUCCUCGUCAUUGUUUCUGGUGGCUGCUCUUGAGUCCCCUGAACUGGGUAGUUUUCCCUUGAAUGCAUGAGGUGGGAUGACCUUCUAUCACUCUGACAGGAUUGCCUGCAGUGCAGAGUCAGUUCAGGUGUUUGGCUGCAGGUCAAUAUGGCAUUUGGAUGGUGUUGUUAAGUGGACACUUGCUUAAUCGUAUUCGUUCCUCCACCUCUUCUCUCCCGCUUUCCCUUCAACUCCCCGCUCCUUUCAUCUCAUGGCUUCCUGCAGUUGUAGCCCUGUAGGUAGGGGGCUCUUGUGUUCUUGUACAGCACCUAGCACAUAUGAGAUGCUUUUGCAAAUAACACAUAAGUGGUGUGGGGAACCAGAGUUCUCAUUCUGAAUCCAGCUGACUGUGGAAGAGCGGUGCCUUAGCAGUGUCUGCCCCACCACAGCACCCCUUUCUGGAUCCUUUUUUGUCACUAUAAGAGCUUCAUCCUUCAUCACCUUGCUGCCAUCUAGUGGCAGAUCUCUCAAAAGGCAGCUUGAGGUGAAGCAUGCUGCAGGUUCCCGGAUGGACAGGGUUGCCAGCUGCCUGCUCUGGAAUCGCAUCCUGGAUGGGACUUGGCUGCCUCCUGUGAAACAAUGCAGCCUCUCCUUUCUCAGUGAAGCAAAACCCAGGGGUCUUGCUUCUUGGUUACUAUAACUGGGCCUAAUGUUGUGAUUUUGCCUAACUUGGCAACUGGUGGGUGAUCCAGGACUGAGCUGAAAAACUUUGCUCCCUCCAGUGUUUGUCGGAGAUGGGUGAGGCUGAGUUCUGUCACUGUUUGCAUUUGAGGAGAGCUAGAGUCAACAGUGUGGUUGUUUUCAUCAGAAUUGCCCCAAACUAUAGGGCUGCAGCUAUUGGGAUGGGUAGGAUAACCGGUAGCUGCAUCUGCUGUUGCAGAAUAUUUGGGCUUCAAGGCGAUGCAAAGGAGCCACCAUUUAUAGUUAUAAAUAGUUAUAAAGGCACUGUGAUUCUACACUGUAUGCUGUUAUCACUGCAAUGUAAAAACUGUGCAAGUACCCCCCACCCUCAAAAGAAUAUUUUUGUGUUCAGAGGCUAGGUUGAGCUGCAACACACACACACACACACACACACACACACCUUUUUGUAAUAAUGAAAUGCUCCAGACCACAACUUCAGCAAAUGAUUCUCCCUGAUCCCCUAUUCUUUCCUUGCAGAAUGAACCAGGCCCCUACAGUGGGCUUUGAGGCAGAUGUUGGGAGUAGGACUACCCAUCACUUCAUGUACCCAGAAAGUGCCAAGAACCUGCCGGCCAACGUUAGCUUUGUUCUCGUGCCCUUCAAAGCCCUGGACCUGCUGUGGAUGGCAAGCGCCUUGUCGACGGGCCAGAUCCGAUUGUAUGUAUCCUGCAUUGCAGGGGGUUAAGCUUGGAAGACCCUUUGGAUACCUUCCAACUCCACAAUUCCAUGAUUUAUCCCACCCAGUGAGGCAAAGAAGGACAGCCCUGGCCAACAGGCACCGUGUCAUUGCCUGGGGAUGAGUAAUUCCCAUUCCUGUGCCUUCAACCCUUUCUGGACCUUUUCCAAAAGAUUGCUGUCUUGGGUAGCAUGCUGGUCCCACCCAUUAUUAUUUUUCAGUGUAUGGCUAAAGGUUUGAAAGCAAAAAGUUGCUUCCAGGGUGUAAGCAGAAUAGACAGUCCACAUUUGAAUGUUGUACACAAAAUGAGGGGUGUAACAUACAUAAAGGUAAACGCCAGAGCUGCUUGGUUCAAUUUCAGGUUGGUCCAGCCCCCAGAUUUUCACGGUGGUGUUCCUUGUGUCUGUUGGCCCCUCCAUGCCCCUCUCUUCCUUUAAGAGUUAAUAGGGAGAAGUGACAGAAAGAGGGAAGGGAGGGCAGAGGGAGCAAUUGAGCAGAACAUCUUUUUAGCAAGAGGGGGGCAAGGAGCAUCUCAUUCUCAUUCUUUCUCCCUUCUGCUUCUUUCAUAGCACUUAUGCGCCCGUGAAGCCUUUCCUUCGGGUGGACAAAGACAAGGUAAGUCUGGCCCUCAUGGAGGAGAGGGAAGGGAUGCUCUGAAAAUAUCCAUGUUGGCUUCAUCUGCAUGGCUAUUUUCUAAAUUCUCAUCUCUCUUAAGAUAACUUGAGAAGCAAGUUUUUUGGUUUUUUUGGGUUGGUUGGUUCUGCUAAAAAUACAAUCAGUUCUUGAAUACUAUAUGCAUUACUAUAAACAUACACACUACAGGUUUCCUAAGGCAAUCAGAUACAUUUUUUAAAAUGGAAGUCGCUCUGCACCACGAAGGGCAACUGAGCAUCAAGCAACAGCAAUGAGUCCAGGAUUGCCCCCAAGCUGCUUAUGCACUCCUUCAGAGAGUGUGUAACCCCAUCAAGAGCAGGCAACUUCCCAGCCACCCGGUCCAGGGAACCACCCACUAGCAGUGCCUCGGUUUUUUCCUCUGGGCUGUGUGGACUGAGACUGAAAUACUCAAUGGCCAUGUGGAGGGGCUUACCACAGAGAAAGCCCUGCCUGUUGUGAUGUUGUCUUCCGUGAUUUGUGUCCUUAGGUUCAAAUCUACAACCCAGCUUUCUUCAAAUACAUCCAUGACCGAUGGACAGAGCACCACGGACGCUACCCUUCCACGGGGAUGCUGGUCCUGUUCUUUGCCUUGCACGUUUGUGAUGAGGUGGGUUCUUAAGUAGCUGAAGAGGCUUCCAGCCUGUAAAGAGAGAUUUCAUGUUGCAGAGAGAGGGCCAGCACCUAGGAAUUUGGCAGGCUCCUCUAGUCGAUUUAACAGGCUGGAUGCAAGAGUGUGUGUGUGUGUGUGUGUGUGUGUGUGUGUGCACACGUGUGCCUGUGUGUGUUUUAGAGGGGAGGCGAGGGAGACAGAAUGUAAAAAGGUGGAUCACAGUUCCCGACCACUCAGCACAGAGAUUCAACACAAGGCAGGACCAUGGACAGGUCUGCUAGUUUUACUUAAUUAUACGGUAGUACAUUAAUUAACACACACACACACACACACACACACACACACACACACACACUUUUGGACAUAAUAGUAAAAUAUGCUGUAAAUUGAGAGAUAGAAGAGAUUAUAACCAAACAACCUGAUGGGGACCAACAAUGCCAGGUGUCUUCUAUGGCUGUGUCCACACUGGGACGUCUGUGUGUAUGUGGGUUGCUCUUUCCAUGUGUGCAUCUGUGCAACUUCAUCCACACAUGGACGCAUUUAAAUUUAUGUGUCCAAAAUCUGUAUUAGUAUUUCCCAUCCACACUAGUUGACAGUGUUGAUGGAUAGUAUUUAUGCUCCAUGUUGCAGUCCUCUCCCACCUAAUGUUCUGUAAACAUGAGGCCCAUUGUGGGCGUGUGCACAGGUAAUCAUAAAGAGUGUGGGGGGGAAUCAGUUUAUUGUUGAAAUACAAGUUUCCUAAUAUGCCAGAUUUGCACAAAAGAGCAGUGAAAAAACGAAUGUGCCCAUUUGGCUCCAAGCUGUGCAAGUGUGUGGAGCCUCUCCCAUGAAAGGCCUACCACUUCCUCUCCUCCCAUUAUUAUUAUUACUACUGUAUUAUUAUUAUUUGAAUUUAUAUACUGCCCUAUACCCGGAGGUCUCAGGGCAUUUCACAGAAUAAAAUCAAGACAUAAAACCACAAAACACACACACAAGAAAACAACCCAAUUGCCCCUCCCCAAAAAACCACACUUUAAAAGGGCAUAGGAUGUAAAUCAGAUUAACCAAAGGCCUGAUUGAAAAGGAACAUCUUUGCCUGGCACUUAAAGGUGUAUAAUGAUACGGUGAAGCCAGCUUUGCAAAGUCUGGUAGUCAUUUACACCUACAGUGCCCCCUGCCACUCCAUUGUCUCUUAGUGGGUAAUCCCACUGAGUUUCACUUCAGUGGAUGUUUCCCUUGCUGACAAGGCCCCUCUCUUUUCUUUCCCUGGCUGUAGGUGAACGUUUUUGGGUUUGGGGCAGACAGCCGUGGCAACUGGCACCAUUACUGGGAAAACAAUCGCUAUGCAGGAGAGUUCCGGAAAACUGGGGUGCAUGAUGCUGAUUUUGAAGCCCAUAUCCUUGAUAUUCUGGAGAAGACAAACAAGAUUGAUGUUUAUCGUGGCAACUGACCCCUCCAGGCUGCUGUGUUCAAGCACUGACUUGGUGACUGGCCUGCAGGGGAUGAUGGGCCAGGUAGUGUGGCCAGCUACCUGUUGGGCCUGGGCAGAGCACUGGGUUUCCCCUGAACCCAUCAAGAUGGACCCUGGGAAACCUUUGCCCCAGGGAGGCCCCAGCGAGCAAAUGAGGUACACUGUUUCUGAAAGCAAUUGCAGCAGAAAGAUACUCUCAAAGGGGAGUGAAGGAAGUGUGUGUGUUUUGUUGGUCCUCUCCCCUCAAAUCAAGAGGAUUUUCAAAUAGAACAAAUCAAGUUUUGAGGAUGUAGCACAGGCUUUCCACCUGGUGGCUAAAAGGAGAUACAUUGCUGCACAUUUUCUUUCUUUGAAGUAGGAAGGGGUGCACAAAAGCAGCCAAUGGAGGAGGAAAUCUACCUGGUGGCUGGCCAGGUUUGGCUGUUCUUUGACCAGUUCUCAGAGGUCUGCCCUUCUGAGUCUGCUGGGAAGCCUGGACACUGACUGGUUGCUAAGAGCGAGGCACUGCAAGGCUGCCUUUGAAGCUGCAACUGGAAGAAGCCUUUACAAUCCAGAGAGACUCCGCUGUUGUUAUUUUUUUAAAAAGCAAAUGAACAAUCAACUUUCCUUUGCUAAAUGGCACUUCUCGCUUCCCACUUUUGUCCAGGGAAGAUCCUUUUUUGUGUGUCUUCAUUUUGUACAAUCAGGUUUAAAAUGCAGAGAGCAGCUGGAUUGUAUUUGUUGUUGUUACAAUCAAGUAAACUCUGGAAGAUUUUGCUUGCGGAAGCCAAGUCUGGGAGGUGCGGCGCCUACGGAAGACUCUGUCGUUCAGCACCCUGACUCUGGCAGGUGAUUAUGGACACAGGCGGUUUUCAGGGAGCCGGUGCCACUUGGGACAGGCACCGCCCCCUUGUGCUAGAAACUAAGGGGAACCCAUGCCAAAGCCACCCGAGUUUCAGACCCGGUGACUUCUACCUUUCUCUACCAUUCAUGUCUGUAAUCAAGUUGGCCGCCAUCUUGGGUUUGGGUGAGCAGGAGGUUCCCUCUCAUGGCAAACCGUUUCUUGUGAUCUCAGAGCAGGGUGCCUGCAUGUGUUUGCCUACUCUACCUCCACCUUUCUGCCCCACCCUUUUACUCAAAUUGUUUCAAUGACGGGGGGGGGGGGAGCCAAGGAGGUGGCCCCCAGUCUGAAAGGACUGGCCAGCUGCCUCCAGAUAGUCCGGACCUUGACUGAAAGAACUGCUUGCUGCCCAAAACUCCACCAAGUCUCCCUGCCAUUGGACUGAUUUGUGUAGCUAAGUCCCUUGCAGCAGAGAGAGGGAGGGAGGGAGAGAGGUGGUUUGGAAGGGUGGAAGAGCACCAGGCUGCAUUGUUGGAGGGUAGCAAGCUAGCUGAGGGCAGAGUAGGAGGAGCUAAUUUCCUUCUUGUUGAGUUUGCUCACUUGCCCUAGAAGCUAGGCUGGUGAAAAGCAAUGUAGCAUGUGGAGAGCUGCCUAGUUUUAGGGUUUGUUUGUUUCCCUUUUCUCAGAAUCAUAUUCAGAUGCAGCAGGGGUUCCUGCUGGUGAGCAGAAAGUCAGGGGGCGGGUGAGCCAUGCUACUCAGGAACAUGUCCUUCAUGAAAGGAAUCUGGUGUUUGCGUCAGCUACCUUUGGGCAAUUGAAGAGGACUGGCUGUCUAGACCUAAUGUUUUCCAUUCCUGAAGGCUUCCAGGAUUUAACCAACACAGGUAUUGCACACAGGUAUUAUUUAAUGUUUUGCUGUUGGGCCGUGGGUGAGUUCUGCUGAAAUGUUUUAUAACCACUGAAAGGAGCAGGCAGACUUGUCCUUUGAAACGAGCCCUGUGGCAUCCUCACUUCGCACUGUCCAUGGGUUUGCACUGGCCUCGCCUUUUAGUUGGGGGCAGGAGGCUUAGGAAGUUGGGCUACAUUACAUUUCUUGACCUUGGAAGGGAGGAGAGCAGGGGCGAAGGCAAAGCUAAAGGACUUCUCUCUUGUUUGGGCAUCAGGCAUUUGUGGGUAUGCAGGCCAAGACCCCAGGCACCAGCCCUCCCUUUUCUCUGCCCUUCAAAACUGCAAUCAUGCCAAACAGUAUUGAAUAAGUAUUUCUUUAAAAAGAAAAAAAGAUGAAUUGUGUAGGAGGGAGCAGCCCUAAAGGGGACCAAUCCUGACUCCUUGUGGCAACAGUGACUUAACUGCACAGCCUAGAAAACCCUGUUUCUUCUCUUUCCUCCUGUACCUCCCCCACCCUGUUUACAUGCCUCUCUAGAGGGUUGUGUGUGUUGAGGGAGUAGAGCACAUUAGAGACCAGAGAGAUGUUCUUUGUUUGAACCGCAAAGUCUUCUGUUAAUGAGCUUCUGCUGCCAUCCGGAUGCUGAGAGGCAGCAGGACUGGCCAGGCUCACUGUGCAGCCUCCCAGCUGCUGUGUAUGGUCAGAGUAAAAGGGAGCGAGUCUGUCUCUAGAAGAGCAUCGACCAGGCAUGUACUUCUAGGGGGGCAGCCAUCCAAGCACCACCCUCUAGGGGGUUGAGACUCCUCCAAGCCAAUACUGCCUCAUGCUGCUGUGGCUGAGAGUCCAAAACCCCUGGAAGGCACAUCUGGUUGGGCAUCUGGAGCCUCCCUCCUGCCAGCUGGCUGAGGGAGCAGGUGGUCCACCUGUUCUUUUUUCUUCUUUCCAAUACUUUCCUAAAAUCUCUGGGCACUUUUUUGGCAGGUGGGGUGGGGGAUAAAUUUUGAGCAUCAAAGAGUGCCUUGACUUGCCCUGCUGGCUCCCUUGGACUCUUUCCACUCCCUGGUGGUUUUGUCUGCUAUGUGCUUGCCUUUUUCCCUCUGUCUCUCCCUUCCUGCUGUUCUGUGUAUGUGUGGAGAGGUUUUGCCUGAGCGAAAGAGCCAGCUUGGAACAAGGCUGGCCCCUGCCUGGCUCUCAGCAGCACCUGCAUGGCUGCUUUCUGCUGGGGGUGAUGGGACAAUUUUUCCAGGCCACUCCACCCCUGGGCCUUCAGAGCAGCAAAUAUUCCUUAUCUCACUCUGUCACUUGGAAAUGGAAAUCUUCCCCACCCCUCCCCUCUGCCUCUUUUGUAAAUGGGUUGCAAUUAUUCCUGCUGAAUGGCUUGAAAGAAUCUCUUCUGCCUCUUCAGCAGCCUGGUCACUUAAUGCCUGCAGGAGACAUAUCUGGUAGGUUGUGAUGGGUGACUAUAUCCAGGUAGAACUUGUACGGCAGAGCAUGAAUUGCGUGGCGAGUUCCCGCCCCCCACCAGGACAAAUAAAGACACGAGACACCAUAAUUUAAGGUUAAUUGGGCGAAUUAGGCCACAACUUUAUUGAAUUCAGGAAUGAGAGGCAUUGGCUUAGGCAUUGGUCCUAUCGACUAUCCGGCUGCAGCCCAUUUGCUGGAGACACAGGGAAGGGUUAACACUAUAUCGGGGGAGUCUCCUGCCGAGGCACGUCGACUAGGAGCUCCCCCGGGUCACCGCUCGGGGGUGUGCCUUUGGCCCACACCUCCAUAGGCUUCGGACAGGGCCACACCCCCUGGAGUCCUUUAACGGACCACCCUUCGCUCACUGGGGGGAGGUGAUGGCGUUCCUCCCCCCCCCACAUCCUCUUAACCCCUUCUUACCAAUGCCUACCGCCCACACAUCCUCUUAACCCCUUCUUACCAAUGCCUACCGCCAAUGCCGAAGAGUUGCUACGAGGUAGGCGAAAAACCAAAAGGCUACAAGUUGCCAAUUGGGAAAAAUUCCUACCAUGCCCCUUGCGGCGACAGACCGAAGUCCAUAGCAAAGUCAAAGACCUACCUAAAGCCUACCUAAAGGGAGGGAGGGUGGGAAAACGUGAGGGCUAGCCGGCGAAAAGAGGGCGAGCCCCCUCUGCGCCGGCCCUAAAUAGGGCAGGCCACGCCCCCCCAGCCAGCCGAUUGGCUGGCUGGGGGGGCAGACCCGGCCAGGAUUCCCCUGUUCUCGCGGGGGCUGAAACCAGCCCCCGCUCACGAGGGGGUGGGCGUGAAGCCCGCAACCCCACCUCCUGGGCAGGCCGGAAGUGGCUAUGUUGUGCAACCUUGGCCAGAUUCUGCCUUACCGCCUGCCUUCUCCUUGGGACCAUCUCUGUUCCAAAGAGAAAAGCUCCUCCCUAGGGAGGGCUCUGCUUCCUACAUUGCCGACAGUGAGCUGCGGACUGGCAGGAACAGAGUUCUGGUUGUGUAAGUGGCCAAAUGAAUGUUCUCAGUUUGCAAAGAUUCUUUAAGAUGCUCUUGCUGGGCAUCUCUGUUGGCUGAACCCAGGUUUCCCCCCCACACACACACACCUUCAGUGAGGUAAUUUCCACUUGACUUUGGUUUUGCCACCUGGUCAAAGAGUCCUGCAUCUCUAAGCCACCCUCCCCUGGCUCCUACAAAUGAGCUGCCAGCUGGACACAUGGCCAGCCCAUCCAUAGGAUAAGGCAAAUGGUUGUUCCUGGUGGAUCAUUUGCAAGGGAGCUUCCCACUGCUGCUGUGACAUGAUUCCUUUCUCCACAGUAGCUGACCUUCAGUCCCCAGCCAGCAAUUUUGCUGAAUAACUGGGGGGGGGGGUUGGAACUUUAGAACUGCAUGGAACAAACCUCUGCCCUUUCAGAGUUGCCAGUGGCUGAGUUGGACGACGUAUGCGGUGGCUGCUGGCAAACCCCAGGACGAUUUCUCAAACCAGCAAAAUGGUCUGAAUAGAGGUUGCAGGUGUGAGAGGUGUGCCCCAUGCGUCUCAAGGGAAGGAAAAGUCUGGAGGAGGUCUGGUGCUUUCCCCAGAGUGAUCAGAAGGACUCCUGCUUAACUCCCCCUUCUGCUUCCUGAGCUCCACAGACUGGGGUAGACUUGGAGGCCUGGACCAUCCGCUCCCACCCAUGGUCCAAGCCCCAAGACUUCCUUUCUCCUCCUCUGAAUGAAAGUUCUGCCUGCCUCCCCAUCCCUUCUGCCUUGGGCUGCCUCUGUAGACAAAUCUCUUAUAAGCAGCUACUUAUAAACUAAGGAAAUUAUGGAUCCAAAGCUGUUUACCCUCCUUUUCUAGCCUACACUUCACUUUAUCAGUAUUACAUGCACUUCUGCUGCCUCCGUUUGUACUUUUUGACUUCACAUGCCACAGUUGGAAGAAACUGGAUUUAUUUUGUGUUCUGUUGUACAAAAUAAAAUCUGUACCUUUUU
Messenger RNA from Podarcis lilfordi (Lilford's wall lizard), 34282 nucleotides. The record is from the annotation of a GenBank genome assembly. NCBI's taxonomy places the organism in Eukaryota, Metazoa, Chordata, Lepidosauria, Squamata, Lacertidae.